This is a messenger RNA of Didymodactylos carnosus, 939 nucleotides long. The record is from the annotation of a GenBank genome assembly. NCBI's taxonomy places the organism in Eukaryota, Metazoa, Rotifera, Eurotatoria, Philodinida, Philodinidae.
AUGCCGGCAGUAAACGAUGCGAAAGCUGCGGCAUUCGCAAUUGCAUUCUACACUGGUUCCCAAUCGGGAGGUAUUAGUCGCGGUGCCAGCAUAAUCGCUCGACAAAGUAAUGGAGAAGCAUUGAAUAGCGCUAACGAAGAAGACGUUGAUGAUGCAGCUAUUAUUCUCUAUUAUCUGGUGAAAGGGCUGUCAAAUAUCCCAUACUAUUGGGGCGUGUCAGCCCGAGCGAUCGACCUGAAGGAUGAUGAAACGAGGUCUUAUGCAGUUGGUAACGUGGUGACCUGGUUUCAAUUUAGCUCAACUAAAAGAGGGUACGAGCCGCCGGAAUUUUUUAAAAAUCGUAAUACCUUUUUCAUCAUCUACUCAUUGACGGGUCGUCCUAUCCAGAAAUUCUCGUCAUUUCCAGAAGAAGACGAAAUAUUGUUCGUGCCACAUUCAACAUUUCUCGUUGUUGAUCGUGAGGAAGAAGCGGGCAGACAUAAGAUAUACCUAAGGCAAAUCGAACUAGGAUUUAGUGAAUGGUCUGUUUUAUGGGUCGAUGAUAAUAUCCUUGAUCCAAAUUGGCAAAACAAAGCGCAUAUGGAACGUGUAUCUUCACGGGCUAUGAAUCAAAACGUUCAUAUCAUUCCAAAAUCUUGCACUGAAAGUGGUCUAUCUUUUCUACGGUCGCCAUUUGGCCAACGGUUGAGAAAUUGCGACAAGUUUCGCAUCGUUAGUGACAUGAAACGCGACAAUGAGUCUUCAGGACGGUAUGCAGGUAUUCACUUUUUAAAAGCAGUUCGACAAUUGGGAUUCAACAAUCGGUUCUUAAUAUUUACUGGUAGUCAGAAAAAAGCAAUGGAGAAAAUUCAAGUGGAAGUAAAUCAAGCAGAAAGGCAGAAUCUCUUGGUGACGGAAUUAAAUACGGGCUUGGAUACUUUCGUUGGAUUUGAAGACUAG